AUGAACUGUAUGAUCGAUGGGGGGGAGGGGGCCAAGGGGGGGGGAGGGGGGGAGUCGAGCAAGCCGUACGAUUACUUGCUCAAGUUCCUGCUGGUGGGGGACUCCGACGUCGGCAAGCACGAGAUACUGCAGCCCCUAGAGGAUGGGUCCACCGAGUCCCCCUUCUGCGUCGGCAGUGGCCACAAAACCACUACCAUACUACUUGAUGGUAAGCGAGUCAAGCUGCAGCUGUGGGAUACUUCUGGCCAGGGUCGGUUCUGCACUAUAAUCAGGUCGUACUCGAGAGGUGCUCAGGGCAUCUUGCUUGUCUAUGACAUAACAAAUAAAUGGUCUUUUGAAGGGCUUGAUCGGUGGAUGAGGGAAAUUCAAGAGCAUGCCCCUGGUGUUCCCAAAGUGUUGAUUGGAAAUCGUCUACAUCUGGCAUUUAAGAGGCAAGUCAGUCAGAGCCAAGCAGAAUUGUAUGCAGCCAAAAACCACAUGAAUCUGUUUGAAGUGAGCCCUCUGUGUGACUUCAACAUCGUUGAAAGCUUCACAGAGCUUUCAAGACUGGCUUUAAAGAGAAAUGGAAUGGAACGUUUGUGGAGAGCAAAUAAAGUAUUAACUUUGCAAGAACUUUGCAGUCGAGCCAUUGUUGCCACAACCACAGUUUAUGGUAUUGAGCAUUUACCCCUCCCACAACCCAUCAAAUCUCACCUCAAGAGCUAUACAAUUCACAAUCAUACCAGGCUCAGACAGGGUAUCCCAGUGACAGAUAAACACAAGAAGAAGCACCUAAUGAUCCCAGGUGAUACUACCACAUCUUGUGUCAACACAUCAACGUGCACCAUCUCCUAGUCACCAUUACCACCAGCUGCCUACCACUCUCUAGCUUAUGUUUCAUGUAGAACCCAAAGUUAAUGCACAGCAGCUGUCACUUCUCCAGAUUGUCUCUAUUAUUUAUUAUUGUGGAAAAGACCAUGAAAAGACUAUGGACUUUAUAAACAACAACAAGUGAUUACAAAAGUAUAACUUACAGGUGAGUAACCAUGUUUCAGGUUCUGUAUAUCACAAGCAAAGAAUCCUUACAGGAACAUCUAACAAUACCAUAUGUUUCCUAUAGAUCCUGUGUAUUAAAAGUGGUAUUUACCUGGGUUAGAAUAGGAAAUAUGGAGACGUGGUAGAAAGUGAAUGGUGAUGUUUUACAAAUGACAUGUGAUACGAAGGUCUAGCUCCGUAUGGCCUUUUGAAUUUGAGGGAGUGUUUAUCUGAUGGUAUCUGUAUAUUCACUGUACAUACUUCUGAUGUGUAUAUUUGGAAAUAUUUUGAAGUCAGGAAUUUUUUCCCAGAUGAAAUAAAAAAGGAGUUUUGAAUGUUUUUCAGUUCAGUUUCAAGUGUAGGAACAGAUUAGGAAAUAAAUAUUUUCUUACUUGUAUUCAUAAUCCCUAGAUAAUCAAAUGUGCUUGACAUGUGCCAUUGUCUGUGAAUUUUUAUUUAAAAUAAAACUUUUUUUCUUAAUGUACUUCAUCAGUAAAAUUGUAACAGUAACACACUCAUGUCUAGAGAGUGAAUAGGAUUACUUAAUUGGCUUGCCAUACAAGUAUGGAUGGGUUAAUGAUGACAUUUUACAAUACUAUGCCUAUUAUUCCUCAUGCUGAUUGAUCUCUUUUAUUUUCAUGAUGGGGGUUUUGUUAAAGAAGAAAGGAACAUGAGAUAGUUACGAGAAACAUUUUUUUUCUGAGCGAAAUUUUCUACUUUGUCGAUUGCAAAGGUUGGAAUUUAAUUCCAAGGAAUAUUGAGCAAAAUUCAGUAGUAACAGUUAUCCGUUUGAAGUGUUGGACUAUAUAGGCUUUAUUUUGCUUGUGCGUCGGAGUAGUUGAGUUACUAGUUGUAUUAAGAAUUUUCAUAUAUCUUUUGUAAUUAAUUCACCAGUCAUAUGUUCUAUGAAUACUGACAUGUUCCAUUUGCGUCAUGAUAUUAGUAUGUGAACAAAACAACAUGUUGAAUUAACACAUGAAUCUCUUAGUUAUGUUUUUACACAUCUUGAUCAGCUUGCAUUUAUUCAUUAUGGCAUGAGGAAAGUGUUACGAAGGUCAAAGGAAAUAACCUUGGUUUUCAGGAAAUUUUUGUAGUAUUUUUUCCUCAGUUGGCACAAGAGCAUUAUGAUUGCUGUAAGAGAUAUUGACUUGUACUUACAAGAAAAUAACUUCAGGUGAGCAUGUUUAAUUUUGAUUGUGGUAUUGGCAGCUGUGGUUUUCUUUCCUGUGCUUGUGUGACAUUGGGCUUAAGUUAAUUACUGUACAGUGUAAACCUGUGCUGCUCCCUGUAUAAUUUUUCUGAUUCAUCUCCCCGAAGUAUAUUGAUCAUAAUUCUUUGGAAGUGCAUUGAACAUUUUUUAAUUCCCUUUUCAUAUUGAUAAAAAUAUGUAAUCCAUUACUUUACCCAUGUUCCAGAAGCAACUCAUGCUCUUGCACAUUAGUGUAGAGGUUUGAUUAAAUUGUAAAAAUACGGGAACCUAACUUUCAAAAACAAGAAAUCCUAUCUUAGAGAAAAGUGGCAAUAAACACAAAGGAAUUGUGCAAGACGUAAAUAAAAAUGUACAAAUUAGGAUUUAUUUAUUACAUAAUUUUAACUUUAUUACCUGUUAGAUGGAUGGUAUGGUAGUUAUGAAUUAUUAUUACGUACUACUGUAUUAAAAUUAUUAUAUUAAUAUUACUAUUAUUACAAUAAUGACGAUGAUAAUAUUUCAGAUACAUGUUUAUUCAGUACAGGAAGAAAUAACAAGAAAAUCUCAAGUUCCUUUUAUAUAUUAGUAACUAGGAUUUGCGUUUCCCUUCAACUGAAAAAAUAGACAAAUAGGCAAAAAUUCAGAUAGAUUUCCCAGGUUGAUUGUAAGUGGCUUUGUAAAUGAGGAACUGGUAUUUAUUAAAUUUCAACACUUAUUUCUGUUCUCAUUCAAGUUGGUCAAAGAAGAUUGACUGAGCAUGAUGUACUUAAGCAAUUUUAAGGACCGAUGCAAUAUUUAGCAGAAAAAAUUUAUUUUUCUUUCUCUCCAUGUCUUGGAAAUUUUGACUACUGUACAAUUCGUGAAUGUAAAUAGGGGUACGUAAGUUAUUGAUUACAGUGUAGUAAUGUCUUCUUCAUUUGAUGUACCUCAAUGCAAGCCUUGAAUGAAAAUUUUGUGUACAGUAUUAUUUCUUCUUUGAAUUUUGAAGUUCAGAGGUCUGAUUGACAACAUUGUAUGAAGCAGUCAACACCAAGCAGAGAGUCCUGAAAUGAGGUGGCAGUAGAGCAAGAUUAAUUGGAUUAUACGUACUUUAAAAUUUGCCCCCAUAGGCAGCUCCCUUGUGCAGCUAUUUUCUAUUUGAGGUACAGGUAUAUGUAUAUAUUUUUGUGGAAAUACAAGAUUUGAUCCCAAAGGCUUUGGAUUUUCAAAGUACAUACUGUAGAUGUCCAGGCAUGUCGGAAUUUUAUAGGGAAUUAUCAUGUGCAAUUUCCUUUUUUUUUGUUUAUUUUUUUUUUAUUUUGUGUUGCUGCUUUAUAACUACUAUUUCUGCCUCUGGUAAUCUGUGGUUAUUAUAUUUAGUUAAGCCAUUGCAAGAUGUAUGCCCCCUAGUCUUAAGACAUCAUCUUGAGCUUUAAUUGUAGAUUUAACUUUAGAAUUUUAAGUUAUAUUGCCCAGCAAGUUUAAAACAUGAGACAAAAUGAACAUUCAGUUUACUGCAAAUUUUUUUUUUUUUACUUUAGAGUAUUGUAUUGUGUUAAUUUUUGCGCUAUUCAUAUCACAUAAAUGACUUUGGAAGUUUCACUUAGUGUACUUUUUAUCUUGAACUUUUUAUUUUAAUCUGCUAUUUAACGUAACACUAUUGUUUAUUUAAAUUCUAAAAUUUUUUUGUUGGGAAGUCUUGUGAUGUACUACUUCAUAGAGCACUUUUAUGUCUUAUAUCUAAGCUCUUGAGGAAUUAAUGGUUUCAUGGGAAGAUUUUCUAUGAUGUGUACGGUCUCUUGAAAGCCAAUUGCCACAUGAGGUUCAAAACGGCAGUUUGCAAGUUAUGUUUGUCAUCUUGUAAUUAAGAGAUAGGGAUAAGUUACACUCCAGCUAUUUGGGUCUUCCUGUACGUGUUUGGAAAACAAAGAAGAAGCAGUUCACUAAGUAUUUGCAGUAUAUAUCAAGAAAUAAAAAUUUCUUUGCAUAGUGUCCCUUUUAGGGGUAAUCCAGGUAUGACUCUUGUUUCGUGGUUGUGUAAGUUCAAGGUACAGUAGUACCUCGAGAUACGAAAGGCUCUACUUACGAAAAACUCGAGAUACGAACGCCAAUGCGAAAAAUUUUACUGCUCUACAUACAAAAAGUUUUCAAGAUACGAAAGGUUCUUGCUGUAAAGUCCCGAGAUUCGCCCGAACCACCGAGAACAAUUUUAAAACUCCCGUGCCGCCAACUGAGUAAACUCGCCACCAUCCUCCCGCUCUCCCAUUGGUUCCUGAUGCUAGUCACCCCAUAAGGUCCUGCUAUCCUAUUGGUCAGCAUCUACCCCUUGUGCUUUAAGUAUUCUAUUGGUAAAAGGAUGCUGUAAAUUGAAAAACUUAUUCAUGCAAUACAUUUAAUAAAAAAAAACAUUAGGUAAAGAUAGAAUAGAAUAAAGAAUAGAAAUGAACGGUUAUUAUACUGUUUGGUUAUUUCAGUAGUUGAAGAGAGAUAAUGAAAAUUUAUGGCUUACUGUGUAAAGUGAUUGCUUGUCGAUCGUUCGAUACUCAUAAGUGCUGGAUGUAAACAGACGUUUGGAAGCUUUUUUUUUUUUUUUUUUUUUUUUUUUUUUUUUUUUUUUUUUUUUUUUUUUUUAACUAUAGUUAAUGGUUACUUAAUAAUUAUUUGAAAUGAGUACAUGCAAUACAUUUAAUAAAAAAAUUGUGAAUUAAGAUAUCAUAAAAUAUAAAAUAAAUCAGACUGCCAACAAAUACGUAUUUUUUUAGAAUUCUUCUUCUGUUUUAUUAUUACGUUACGUAUACGUAUGUUUCAUUAUAGCUGUCAGUAACUCGGUAUCUCCAUUAGGUAAAGAUAGAAUAAAGAAUAGAAAUGAAUGGUUAUUAUACUGUUUGGUAGUUUCAUUAGUUGAAGAGAGAUACUAAUGACAAUUUAUGGCUUACUGUGUGCUAGGAAAAAUGAUUGCUUGGCGCUCGUUCAAUACUCGUAAGACGGGCAAGAGCUGAAUGUAAACAAUCGAUUGGAAGUUUGUUUUUUGUUUUUUUGUGUAUUAUAGUUAAUGAUUAAUUAAUAAUUAUUUGAAAUGAGUACAUACUGAUUAUUUAUACAUUUUAUUGGCAUAUUCUAAGCUUUUAGCUCUUAGGUUUAGAUGUCAGAAUCAUAGACUAGGCUACAGUAGCAACCGCUAACAUAGGCUAGGCUUAUUGCUAAGGGACAUAUGCUAAAGUCCUAAUAUAUGCAGUAAAAAUGGGGUUGAACAUUACAUGCAGUUGAAUAUUACUCAAGUAUGUACAGUAUUUUGCCUUUUUGGAGUCAUAUUUCUUCCGUCGGAUCGGCGUUGUAACCCUAGAACAUGUGUUUUAGGCCUGGAAAUAUAAUUUACUGGAGUGUUUUUGGAGGGCUUGGAACGGAUUAGGCAUUUUACAUGUAAAAUGUGUUCCAAGAUACGAAAAACUCAUAAUACGAAGGCCGCCUCGGAACGGAUUGAUUUCGUAUCUCAAGGUACCACUGUAUAUUAAUGGAAUUGUACGACCUUCUCCCCUCUCCUUAAGCUGUACUACCUUUUCUGCUCAGCUUUGACACUUCAACUAGAUUCUCCACAGUUGAAGACAAUGGUGAUAGUGUCUGUCUACUGUGCGGCAUUACUAUCCCUAUCCCUUUGUACGGAAGCUUUGCUGAUAGGGCAAGUUUUAUGGUGUUGCGUAUCUUGAGAAAUGUUGCCAUUGCUGAAAUUAUUCUCUUUGUAGAGCAACGAUGUAAAUCUUGCAAGUACAUAACUUUCUUCUUAAUGCUGGUGGUUGAGUUAUCUGCAGUUUCUUCUUCUUUAGUAACAUACCCUGGCUACUGACACCUGUGCAGUCUUUGGAUGUGUUCUAUUCAUUACUUUUCUUAGCACUAUAUCCUUUGCCAAAGAGGUGAACAAACACAUUCAUCUUAGUAAAAUCUGGCCAAUUAAGAAAAUUUGAGUUUUCUCUAUCAAUCGCACACUAUUCUCUUUCUUAGAGUUCACAGACAUUUAAAAAACAGCUAUAAAUCUCUUCUUGAUUAUGUUUGCAGUCUUUUUUGGUUCGAGUAUGUUCAAUGUAAGCUACAUUUCACAGUCUUGUAUCUGUAGGAAAUGCUACAUCACUUAAUGGUAAAUUUUAAGGAAUAUUCAUUAUAAAUUACGUGGGUAAUUCCUUCCACUGGAUGUACAUAUGGUAAAUAGUAAAGGACGGCCUGUGGUUAUGUGUAAGAUACAAAUUAUUACCCAUGGAAUGUCAAGUAUGACCAAAAUGUAGGAUGGUCUGUGUACUUAUUAAAUUAGAAUGUUUGUGUAGGUUGUUUUUCACAACUUCAGCAGAAUCUUCAGCAUUUCUAACAUAUUUGGUCUUUAAAAUUUUAAGCGGCAACCUAUAAUAACCUUCAUUUAUACCAGAUAAUGUUGCAAGUAAAUCAACGUGAUUCAGAAGGUUUACAACAAUAUUAGUAGUGAAUUGGAAGGAAAGUUUUGUGUUUUGCAAUUUAUGAUUGGUUAAGCUACUAAUAGAAGCAUCCCUUAUAUGCAUUGAAAUUUUUAAAUUGGAAGCCCGUUAAUUUCCACUUUACUCUCUAAAAAACAGGUUCCCAAAACCUGGAGUGUAACUAACCUUUGGAAUAUUAAUUUCUGUGAGUUUGUAAAUAAUCUGUCUCAGGUGAGAGCUUUCUUUUCUACAGGAAAGAUACAAGGCUCUAAAGUUUGACUCGCAGGAUUACCAAAUUUGAGUAGGUUAUGAAUCUAUAAAUUAAGUCGGCAUUUCAAAGUUAUAGGGCUAACAGCUGGAAUGUAAGAAAUAUUGUGUACUAGAUUUGUCCCUGAGUAAAUCUGAGGUGGAAUAUUUUAUGUUAGGCUCUUGGUUUUCUCUGGGGGUAAUGGAAUUUGUAUAUUCCAUUGAUCUUUUCAAGAGGAACUUAAAUUCAGUGGUAUAAUGUGUAUCUAUAUACAGUUGAUUUAUUACAAUUUUAUUGUUACAUGACUGCAAUAUUUAUGGUAAAUACAGUUUCUCCAUGAUUUUCAGUAGCACUUUGUUGAUAUCACUAAAAAGCAACCCAAAAAAUAUUAUCAUGUUAUAAAUUUUAACUCGUGAAGGCCAAAAAUGCAAUUUACAUUAAUCACGGGAAAAAUCUUUUAAAAUUUCAUACUGCAGGUUCAUAUGAACUUUUAGAAUGAUUCUGGUGAUUUGUGCAAUGUACAGUAUAAAGAAUAGUUUGUUUAUAUAAAGUGACAGCUUGGUUCACUGAACUGCAAUUUUUUAGUGUAUAAUAAACUGAAGGUCCUCUGGCCACAAAAAUUGACAUAUGUUUCAUAUAUUAGGAAAUCUCACAUUUCAUUCUGAAAGUGUACAAAAUAUUUGCCUUCAGAUACCUUUUUAGGCUUUAGGAAGUUCUAUUGUAUUGCUGUGAUGUUAUUAGGUACAGGAUUUUGAAUUUUAUUUUAUUUAAUAUUUAACCAAUAAUUGCUGUCUUUAUUUUCUUAAAAUGUACUGUAAGCAUUAUUAGUAUUGUAAAUACAGUCUCAAAGUAUAAACCCAUUUACAAAAACUAAAGUUUAUAGCCAUGUGGUGGACAAGCAUGUCGCAACAUUGAACAACAUAGCGAAAAGUUUGAUUUCAUAAAAUAGAACAAAGAUCUGCUUUCCCAUUGAUAUGAUUCUUUUGCUUUUCUGUAGAUCAUUAUGAUGUGAAAUGAAUUAAUACCCUUUCUCUUACAAUAGUUAUUGAUAUUGGUUAUUUCAGCUGUGCAGAAUGCUAGUUAUCCAAAACAGUCAAAAGUAGCAGCAUAGGGAGGAAUAAUAAAGCAAUGAAAUCAACUGAUAAUUGCAAGGAAAGUAACACUAAACUAAUAAUUCAGAAGAAACAAUCUCAACCCAAUACAUAUGUAUGAAAUUUACAAUCCACAAUCCCCUACAUUCUGAGGAUCUGACAAACCAAGUGAGGAUACGGACAUGAAAAAUUAUUUGUCAUGGUACAUUUUGCAUUUGCAGAUUUAGUCAUUUCAACAAUUGAUUUUUCAUUAGUAACACAAAAGCUUGGGCUCAUUGAAAUGAGAUGCUACUCCUAUGUUCCUCUUAAGUGAACGACAAGCAGGCAUUUGAAGUAGGUCAUUCAUCUUAUAGUACCUGGCACAGACCAUACUAAGUUUCCAUCAGCUUUUUCUAACAUUGAUACAGGUACUAAUACCAUUAGACUUAACCAAUAUAGUACACCAACUGCCAUUAUAGGUAUCUUUGUUCAUGUAACUGGACAUAGCUUAUCAAAGUGAAAUUAUACAUGGCUAUUGAUCUUCACGCCGUGCUACAUACACCUUUGUCGUACAGCACAGUGUUGUGUGAUUGUCUUGUAGGUUCUGGCAAAUUUGUUUGUAGCCAAAAAUACUUCUGCUGUACUUUGACAUCUCUAAAUAAAUUGGAUGUUGUACAUACAGCAAAAAUUAUUUUAUUGGCAAUGUUAGCAGAGGCAUUGUAGUCUCGAUUCAGAAAGGCUCCUCUGAUUGGGCAAGUUUUUGUAUCUUGCGAAAGGUUACUGUCAUUGUUAUUACUCUGUGGAGCAAUGACGUAACCCCCACAAGUAUACUUUCUUGUUGGUGCUGGUAUUAAUAUCUUACCAACUUACAUAGCUCACAGUAUCCAGAAGUGGCAAACUUUGGACAUAUUCCAUUUGUCAACUUUACAAACAUUUUCAGAACUUAAUUUUUUUUUUAUUAAUUGGCCGAUUUAAGCGUGUGGGCUGGAGUAAUGCUCGCCUUUACCUGUGACUGCAAACUUAGCGGCACCAUACGCUACACACACACACACACAGGCUUCUUUACAUUCCCUACAAGUCUAUUUACAAAUUGGGUUAAUGUCAUCUUCUUCAAGCAAUGCACACGAAAUUUAGUCCUUCUCCACUUUUUACCAGUCUUGGUCUCCCAUACCAAUUUGUAAUUUUUUAUAUACAUUUUUAGAUAUUGUACACUACCUACAGUUGUUACAGUUAGUUUAUUGUUGACAUUCUUGUAUUUUCUUUCCUGCAACCACUUAUCAGUUUGUUUCCUUUCUUUUGUCAUUCCAGAAUAGCAAUAAUACUCUUUUGAACUGAUUUUCUUUUUUUUUUCACUCCUUUUCGGUUUUGGGUCAAUUUCAACACAAUGCCAUGUUCUUGCGGCCUGGAUCUAUCCCAAUAAUUCUUUCAUCUUGCAACUGUGUUGAUCUUGGCUUGAUUUUUGCCUGUUAUUUUUCUAUCUUCAUCAUUUUGAUAUUUGAAGAACCUGUGGGAAAUAUUAUUUGUUAGUGACAAUUCUAGUCUACAAUUUUUCCAGUAAGUGUUUUCAACUUGCAAAUUAUACCCCAAGUUAAUGACCACUAGUGCCCAGAGUUAAUGACACCCUAUGUUGUUCAUUGUUGCAAUAAGCUUCUCAUGUUUGGUAUGGGAAAGAAACAGGCUUAUGUAAAACAGUGGUUUGUGUGUUAUAUAUGAGGUACAGUGAACCAUUUGCUUAUGAAAUUAUAGAAUUAAAAAAUAGUUCCCAUCUGGAUGGAAACAAUUAGAAUCUGAUUUUUUUUUUCUUAACUAGUCUUCAUAUAGUACCAUGGAUCAAAUAAAUGACAGCCACAGAUAGACUUACAUGCUUGUGAUACCAGAUGUAUUGACUCAUUCAUUCAACCUUUAUUUUCCCUAGCAAAGACCAGCUCGCAGACAGUACUUCACCUUCUUGAAAAGAAUAACAUAAUCAGGUGAAUUUAAUUUGGAUGGAUAAAGGGGUUACAGGCUAGCUAUUUUCCUAAUGAAGCUAACUAAAUUUUGUUGAAAAAUGUAUUUUACCUUGAGUCUUGUUAAAUAAAGUGUAUUUCAAGAACUCCCAAGUUUUAAAUAAAUUAAGAAUAUCAGGCACUUUUGGGGAGUCAUAUAAGAGUCAAGUAUUUUUAUUUUUCAUGUAAAACUACUUGAUAAAAAUGUAAAAAAAAAAAAAAAAAAACUCCUUGGUGUGGCUGAACUACUAAAUAACAAUAAGAUCUGAUCUUCAAAUUUUUAAAGACCUGCAACAGAAUACAUAUAGGCAUUCGUAUUGAAGACACCCUUUAGGCUAGCCGUGCAGAAGUCAAGUGUCUUGAGUCCGCAUCCUUGUUAAACUGAUUAAUGAUGAUAACAGUAAUAACUCUCUAUCAUAAUAGUCUGAAAUCUGAUUUAUUUAUUACUGCUCUUCAGUAAAAUACCAUUUGCCAAAAAUUCAUGCAUAAAUUUGGAAAUGCCCCACUGUUAGGUCCUGUUCAUCAUUUGUUAGCUUGAAUUGUGGGUUAACUUUAGUUGAGUUAUAAAGAUGGCAAUACAUAAAUAUGAUGGAAAUGGUUACGAUGACUUUGAUUUGCAUAUUCACCUUUUUUUACUUUGUUAGUGUUGCAGCUAUGUUCUUUAAAACUUAACACUCGCCUGAAAUGAUAGUUGUUUGUUUAAAGAUCUUACUCAUUUUAAAACUAGGAGAUAUUUUAGUUUCUAGUUUUAACACAGAAAAUCUUUGAAUAAACAUAGACGAAAGAUAUAUUUCACAGGAGCUUGGAUUCUGAAAUAGUUCCCUAAUUCCUGAAGUAUUUGUAUAUUUUGUACAGAAGUGUCGUGCUUAGUAUGGCAUGUCUUUGUAAAAAAAAAAAAAAUUUGCAAUAAAAAUUGUGGAAGAC
Macrobrachium nipponense is the source of this 10844-nucleotide messenger RNA. RefSeq names its product ras-related protein Rab-40C-like (gene Rab40). Gene Ontology annotation, biological process: protein localization to plasma membrane; intracellular signal transduction. Lineage: Eukaryota; Metazoa; Arthropoda; Malacostraca; Decapoda; Palaemonidae. Gene Ontology annotation, molecular function: GTP binding; GTPase activity. The record is from RefSeq and is a predicted model, not a curated record. The transcript has 5 exons. Bases 1 to 834 code for a protein of 277 amino acids. Gene Ontology annotation, cellular component: endosome; plasma membrane; synaptic vesicle.